GAAGGAAGCGAGGAAGCAAGGAAGGAAGGAAGCCAGGAAGAAAGGAAGCGAGGAAGCAAGGAGGGAAAGAAGCAAGGAAGGAAGCAAGGAAUAAGGAAGGAAGCGAGGAAGCAAGGAAAGGAGGAAGCAAGGAAGGAAGGGUGCGAGGAAGGAAGUAAGCGAGGAAGAAAGGAAGGAAGGAAGCAAGGAAGGAACGAAGCGAGGAAGGAAGGAUGCAAGGAAGCGAAGAAGGAAGGAAGUGAGGAAGCAAGGAAGGGAGGAAACAAGGAAGGGAGGGAGGAUGCAAGAAAGGAAGGAAGGAAGCAAGGAUGGAAGGAAGGAAGCGAGGAAGGAAGGAUGCAAGAAUGCGAGGAAGCAAGGAAGCGAGGA
Owenia fusiformis is the source of this 369-nucleotide messenger RNA. NCBI's taxonomy places the organism in Eukaryota, Metazoa, Annelida, Polychaeta, Sabellida, Oweniidae. The record is from the annotation of a GenBank genome assembly.